Salvelinus namaycush (lake trout) is the source of this 2885-nucleotide messenger RNA. Its product is annotated as TRAF-type zinc finger domain-containing protein 1-like. Lineage: Eukaryota; Metazoa; Chordata; Actinopteri; Salmoniformes; Salmonidae. The record is from RefSeq and is a predicted model, not a curated record. The coding region runs from base 505 to 2244 and encodes 579 amino acids. Gene Ontology annotation, molecular function: zinc ion binding. The transcript has 12 exons.
ACCAUUCACUGCUUCCACUCUCCCUCUGCCUGGCAUAAGAUCACAUCUACUACUACUUUUAACAACCACUCCCAUCAAUAUGUCCUAGGCUAUUGGUUAUCAAAAUCAACAUUCGGCAAUUAAAUGUUAUUAUCAGAAGACAACAUUCACAAAUACUAUUCAUUUUGACGAAGUGUUUGUUGACCGUUUUGGGUGGUCUCAUUGGUCAACAGUAUUUUGAUUAGCGAAUCAGAUACUAGAUACUUGUGCGUCACUCGGUAGCUACUUUCAGGAAACGCUUGCUAACAUGGUUUGCAUUAACGUUCUUGGAAAUCAGCAAGCUAGCUAGGGUGAAACUAAAAUAAAGUAAGCAUAAGGGCUUUCUUGUCGCUCAGGAAGUUUAUUCUCACAUUAGCUAUUGAAAACAGCGAUUUAAAGGCUCAUCUUUAGCUAGCUACUAGCCAACUAACGCCUAGCUACCAGCGAAGUAAACAAACAAGGGACCAAGUCACAGCAGCAGGAGCCAUGGCAAAUGAAAGCACACAGUUCUGUGCCAAUUGUCAGCAUGACAUUCCAGAGGCUAAUUUCACUACUCAUGAGAGUCACUGUCGCCGGAAUAUUGCUCUGUGUGUUGUGUGCCAAGAGCCAGUGCCCCGUUCAGAUCUGCAGCAGCACAAGGAACAAGAGCACAUGCAGGUGAAAUGUAAGUGCGGUUUAAAGAUUGAGAAAAGCCUCAUGGAAUCCCACCAGAGAUCUGAGUGCAAUCAGCGGAUGGUGCCGUGUCAGUACUGUGAACUGGAGCUGGUUUUCAGUCAGUCCAAGGAGCAUGAGGAUUAUUGUGGGACGCGCACAGAACCCUGUCCAUUCUGCAAGUGCAAUGUAAUGUUGAGGGAGCAAGCUGUCCACCCAGCCUUGUGUGGUAGCCUCACACCACCUCAAGAGAGAAACAACAGCCGGGCAACUCACAGCCCAGCAGAGACCCAGUCUCCAGGAACAUGGUUUGAAUCUCACUCCAUCCGUAACCUGCUGAGGGCCCAGAAGGGAGAAGGCCACAAGAACAACAACGCCAGUGCGUCUGACCGCAGGGCCCUGCCACGGCCACUGGAGGCCAGAGUGCACAACAGCACCCGGGGGCAAGUGGGCCUGGGAGAAAGGGGGAACAUUGCCCCUAGGAAUACAGACUUCAGCCACUUACUGGAACAGGAAGCUGCAGUGCUGGGCAACAACAAUAACAACAUGGCAUCAUUGGCAUGGCCUGCAGACCAAUCACUGGGAGAAGACUCUGCCAGCCUGGACUACCUUCUGGCCCUUAGCCUGCAGAGUGAUGGAGACACAGGGGAUGUAGGGGGAGGAGCGGGGGCAUUGUGGACAGAUGUAUGGGACCACAAAUUUGGAAGGAUGUCCAGCAGCGGCUCUCCUAUCACUCCCCCUAAUAACAACUACCAACAUAUCACCACUGGCACCAAUACAGCACCAGAACAUGACCAGACAGACACCAUGUUGCCCUGUGAGUUCUGUGAGGAGCUGUUUCCUGAAGAGGACCUCAUUUUACACCAGACUGGCUGUAGUCCUGCCUCAGCCUUUGCAUCUUUCAGCAAGCGACCUCCGUCUCCAUGCUAUGAUGACAGGAUUGCUAGGGGUGCUGGUGGUCUUCUGCACAUCCCACCUGACACCCCUAGCUUCCCCAACUUCCCCCGUUCAGUCUCCCCGCUCUCCUGUAGUCCACCUGCCAGUCCACUACAGAGAGACGUGGUCAUUCCAUGUGAGUUCUGUGGAGUAGCCCUGGAGGAGGCGGUUGUCUUUCACCACCAGGAUAAAUGUGACUUCCGACCUCGCACGGCUCCCUUAGUGGAUAAGGUCAACAAAGUGUCCUUUCAAAAACCAUCUCUUCCUCUCAAAGAGAGCCGUGGAUGGAGCUCCUCUGAGGUGCAGAGGAGACUCAAGCACCAAUCGGUCCCCUUGGAUGGGCUGGAAAGAGAGAAGCCCCAGGUGCAAAGCCCAAAUGAAUGGCAGAGAGUCCACAGUGGGCUACCCAUUCCAGGGAAGAUCUCAAACUGUGAUCCUCAGGUGAAGAACAGGCCCCAGCAUGGGAGUGAGGCAGAGGGGGGGCACUUGGUAUUCAGUGAAGGCCACAAAUCCAACUCUGCAGCAGCUGUGGGACCUCCCCUAAGAGAAAAUAAUGAGGGACCAAGGAUUAAAGGACCAAGGAAUGCAGGGCCAUCAAAGGUGCCUAAGAAGCAAAACAAAGAACAGGAAGAUGAGUGAGGGCAAGACUGUCGAAGGAAAGAGCUGCAGACAAUCACCAAAUGCUUUUUGUGUGUGCUGUAGUCUGUCACUCUAACAGUGGUGGCGUUACUGGCUGGCUACAUUGCCGAUGCCUGCCAGAUCUCACUACACUUGGGAAGGUGUUUAACAUAUCAGCAAACCACAUUGUUUAACAAUCUGAUGCCAGAUUGUGCAACAGAAGAUGUGGCGCAAACCAGUGGUUGAUGCAAUGUAGUCCUCCUGGAACACGACCAGAGUCUCUUUAUUGCCUGUGUGUAUGUUUCAGUUGCUCUUCCUUUUUAAAGUCUAAAGAGUCAAACUUGAAUGAUUCCAAUAGUUUGUCAUAACUUUCAGCUUUUUGUAAUCUUUUAAGUUUUAAACUUUUAAUAUCAAUUGUAUAGGAUUUAGGAAACCCACCUUAAUAUACUCUUGAAAAACCUAUGUAAAAAUGUAUACAGGUAUGUAAGAAAUCUUAAAGCUCCACAAAGAAAUUGUACUCUUCACUGAAUAAUACAAAAUCAAUGACACAUACAGUAUCAAAGCAUUAUUUGUAUUUAGGGCUGCACCUAUUGAACUGUUUGUUUUUUGUAUGCUUUGUGAUAUUAUCUUCAUACUUUUAAUAAAUCCUUAGUAUCAGUGUU